AUGGCGGAGGGACGUGGAGAACUAUUGCCUCAGCCGCCGCUUCACCUCUCCCUACCCCCGGCCAGCAAGCGUCCGUGUUUGCGUCCCGCUCCUCGAGGACCGGGUCCGGGGCCUGGCCCGGGAUUUCCGAACUCUCGUUUCCGUUGCCCGGAAUCUCUACUGGACUGCGCUGCGAAGGCCGUCGCGGAGAAAUGGGCCUUCGAGAGGGUGGAGGAGCGCUUCGAGCGGAUUCCCGAACCGGUUCAACGCCGUAUCGUGUAUUGGUCGUUCCCGAGGAACGAAAGGGAAAUAUGUAUGUAUUCGUCGUUUCAGUGCCGAGUGGCGGGUGAAGAGGGUCCAGUUGUGGGCUCGAGCUCGUCCGUUGGAUCUGGUACAGUCCCCGGAGGGGUUACGAACACAACAGGCAGCGCAGGGACCGGGGGUACCGGAGAUGGACUGCCUUUCCGCCGGGGAAUCCGGCUUUUGGAAACCGGUUGUGUGGACAACGUUUUACAAGUCGGUUUUCACCUCAGUGGAACAGUUAUGGAGCCGGCAACGCAAUCCGAGCCAGAGACGACACACAAGGUGGCCAUCAGCUUUGACCGUUGUAAGAUCACAUCAGUGACAUGCGGCUGUGGAAACCGUGACAUCUUCUAUUGCGCACAUGUGGUGGCGCUGUCCUUAUACCGCAUCCGCAAACCCGAGCAAGUCAAACUGCGGCUGCCCAUCUCAGAGACACUCUUCCAGAUGAACAGAGACCAGCUGCAAAAGCUGGUGCAGUAUCUUAUCACAGCCCACCACACAGAAGUGCUGCCCACCGCCCAAAAACUGGCAGAUGAAAUCCUGUCCUCCAAUUCUGAGAUCAACCAAGUACAUGGGGCUCCGGAUCCCACAGCAGGAGCCAGUAUUGAUGAUGAGAACUGCUGGCACCUGGAUGAGGAACAAGUGAGGGAGCAGGUUAAGCAGUUCCUCUCUCAGGGAGGAUACUAUGGCUCAGGCAAGCAGCUCAACUCCAUGUUUGCCAAGGUGAGGGAAAUGCUGAGGAUGCGUGACUCAAACGGGGCACGGAUGCUCACGCUAAUAACGGAGCAGUUUAUGGCUGAUCCGCGUCUAUCUUUAUGGCGACAACAGGGCACAGGCAUGACUGACAAAUGCAGACAACUCUGGGAUGAGCUUGGUGCACUGUGGGUGUGUAUCGUGCUGAACCCACACUGUAAGAGCGAAGAGAAGAGCGGCUGGCUGAGACAGCUGAAGAAAUGGGGAGACAUGGACAUCUGCCCUCUAGAGGACGGCAAUUACGGCAGUGAGCUGCCCAACAUCACAAAUGCUCUGCCACAGAGCAACCUGGCUCAGGACUCACUGGCCCGGCCUAGAAGAACAGUGUUCACAAGAGCAAUGGAGGCCUGUGACCUGCACUGGCAGGAUAGUCACUUGCAGAGAAUUAUCAGUAGUGACUUUUACAUGUCUCCGGCCUACCAGAGGGAAGGAGAGAGCCUGCUCUUCAACCCCCAGGGCUUGCCACUGUGGCUGGAUCACGUGCCUACAGCAUGCGCCAGGGUGGAUGCUUUGCGUUCCCAUGGUUACCCCAGAGAAGCCUUGCGACUGGCUGUUGCCAUUAUCAACACCCUCCGACUCCAACAGCAGCGGCAAUUAGACAUAUACAAGCAUCAGAAGAAAGAGCUGCUGCAAAGGGGAAUGACGAACACCACCAAUCUGGAGGGCUGGGUGGGUCACCCCCUCGACCCCAUUGGCUGCCUUUUUGCCACUCUCACGGAGACGUGUCGAGUAGAGGAUGACAAUACCAUGGAUACCGGAGACUCUGGUGAGCCAAAGCCUCCAGUGUACCAGCAUGUACCAGUGUGGGGAUGUCCAGACGGAGGAGAGUCGUACCUGGCACUGGCUCUAGAGGUUGCGUUGAUGGGCAUGGGGCAGCAGCGACUGAUGCCCGAAGGCCUGUAUGCCCAGGACAAGGUGUGCCGGAAUGAGGAGCAGAUUGUGGCCAAGCUGCAGGAGAUGGAACUGGAUGACGUAUUGGUGCAGACACUUCGCAAACAAGCUAUCCUCCUUUUGGAAGGUGGUCCCUUCAGUGGUUUGGGGGAGGUCAUCCACAGAGAAAGCGUUCCCAUGCACACAUUUGCCAAGUACCUGUUCACCGCCCUGUUGCCACAUGACGCAGACCUGGCGUAUAAACUGGGCCUUCGUGCAAUGAGGCUUCCAGUGCUUGAAUCUACGGCUCCCUCGGGUGAUGUCAGUCACCCUCACCAUGGCAUCUCUAUAGUGCCCAGCAGAUACCCCCGCUGGUUCACUCUGGGCCACCUGGAGUCUCAGCAGUGUGAACUGGCCUCCACCAUGCUUACUGCUGCUAAGGGUGACAUGUUGAGGUUGCGGACUGUUUUAGAGGCCAUUCAAAAGCACAUCCACUCCUCUUCGCUCAUCUUCAAAUUGGCUCAGGAUGCCUUUAAAAUUGCAACACCCGCUGAUAACCCUCCGGACAUCACGCUGCUUAAUGUAGCUCUGGAGCUUGGCCUACAGGUGAUGAGGAUGACUCUUUCUACGCUCAACUGGAGGCGGAGAGAGAUGGUCCGCUGGCUAGUCACAUGUGCUACUGAAGUCGGUUUGAGAGCAUUGGUCAGCAUUUUGCAGAGCUGGUACACUCUCUUCACCCCCACAGAGGCAACCAGCAUAGUGGCGGCCACAGUGAUGUCCCACAACACCAUUCUGCGGCUGAGCCUGGACUACCCACAGAGGGAGGAACUGGCCAGCUGCGCACGCACCCUGGCCCUGCAGUGUGCCAUGAAGGACCCCCAAAACUGCGCCCUGUCCGCUCUCACCCUCUGCGAGAAAGACCACAUCGCCUUCGAGACUGCUUACCAGAUUGUCAUCGACGCCGCCUCCACUGGCAUGACCUACUCUCAGCUCUUCACCAUCGCCCGCUACAUGGAGCACCGCGGCUACCCCCUUCGAGCCUUCAAACUGGCGUCUCUCGCCAUGACCCACUUGAACCUGGCCUACAACCAAGACACGCACCCGGCCAUCAAUGACGUGCUGUGGGCUUGUGCUCUCAGCCACUCUCUGGGCAAGAACGAGCUGGCCGCCAUCAUCCCCCUGGUGGUCAAGAGCGUUCACUGUGCCACGGUGCUUUCGGACAUUUUGCGGCGCUGCACCAUGACUGCCCCUGGCCUGGCUGGUAUCCCUGGCAGACGAAACUCGGGCAAGCUUAUGAGCACUGACAAAGCCCCUUUGAGACAGCUACUGGACGCCACCAUCAGCGCCUACAUUAACACCACCCAUUCCCGCCUCACGCACAUCAGUCCUCGCCACUACGGAGAGUUCAUAGAGUUCCUCAGCAAGGCACGCGAGACCUUUCUUUUGGCCCAAGACGGCCACAUUCAGUUCGCCCAGUUUAUAGACAACCUCAAACAGAUCUAUAAGGGCAAAAAGAAACUCAUGAUGUUGGUACGGGAACGUUUCGGUUAA
Messenger RNA from Danio rerio (zebrafish), 3456 nucleotides. It is a transcript of the gene zswim5, whose product is annotated as zinc finger, SWIM-type containing 5. The record is from RefSeq and is marked provisional. NCBI's taxonomy places the organism in Eukaryota, Metazoa, Chordata, Actinopteri, Cypriniformes, Danionidae.